UCGCCUCGUAGGCAUUGCUGCGAAGAGUCUGAAAUUGAAUCGAGUAUAUAUUUCCCUUGCCGGUGUGCACUGCUCAUAAUUUUCUGUCCGAGAGAGAAGAUGAGCGAGGCAAGGCCUGUGAAAAGGAGAGAAAGUCCAUGGGGGAUGCCUGAGGGCGAGGAUCGCCAGCCUAAGGCUCACAGAUGCAACGACAGAGCGGAGGAUGUCAUUCAAGCUUGUUUUGAGGGGAACCCAUUUAAGACUGUUCCAGGGCCAUUCAAGCUUUUCUGGCAAUGCAUGCGUUCGAAACCUGGGGAGGAACCAACGGAGCCAUAUACAUAUUUGGACUUGGAUCCUCCAAAGAGAGAGGUGAAACUCGAGUAAGAACUCACUACGCAUACUUUUAAUUCAUGAAUGUUAGAUUUUCAGUUUUGAUAUUUGUCUCUUGUGAAUUUUAAAUCAGAACUCAGACGGUAGGUCAUGCAUUUAAAUGGUUGAUAGGAAAACGGCAAUAAUGAUUACCGUGAAAUAGCUCUGUGAGCUUUUCAACAUUAUUGAAUAUGACAGAAUUGGGUACUGAGUGUUUUUAUUUUU
Messenger RNA from Cucurbita moschata (crookneck pumpkin), 573 nucleotides. RefSeq lists its product as uncharacterized. The transcript is spliced from 3 exons. NCBI's taxonomy places the organism in Eukaryota, Viridiplantae, Streptophyta, Magnoliopsida, Cucurbitales, Cucurbitaceae. The record is from RefSeq and is a predicted model, not a curated record. Bases 100 to 363 code for a protein of 87 amino acids.